UUGUCGGUGAAGUACACGCACGCCAUCAACGACUGCAAUCACCUCUGCUUUUAUGUGCCUCAAUGUGUCCGGGAGUGCGAACAGGGCUUUCGUCGGGAGUCGUCCGAACCCGAAGAGCCUCAACGCCGGGAGUCGGCCGAACCCGAAGCCGAACCCGAGUCUCAUCGCAAGCAUUCCCAUCGCCGGGAGUCGUCCGAACCCGAGGCCGAACCCGAAGAGUCUCAUCGCCGGCAUUCCCAUCGCCGGAAGUCCCCGCCCAGCGGUGACGAGUCAUCGCCGUCGGCUGUACGCGUCUAUUCGUCCGCAGGCAAGGCUUCUCGUGGCGGCGCCGGAGGUGGCGGUAGUCGUAGCAAGUCUUCAGGCAAUAAAGCUGUCAAAUCGUUUAGCGGUAUGUUUGAUAGCAUAUCGCCGGCUCAUUGCGGUCUCAGGUAUAAUGACGGCCGCAAAUCAUCGCUUUUGGGCACCGUUGGUAUGGGAAGGAUUGUCGGCGGUGAAGACGCGGAGCCCCACGAGUUUCCAUGGCUGGUGUCCCUACAGUUCCGACGGGAAGGCAAACCGGUUAAGCAUUUUUGCGGCGGCGCUAUACUUAACCAGUACUAUAUACUGACCGCCGCUCACUGUACUGACACUUUGGUGGGUCAGGAACACAACGUGAUCGUAAAGGCGGGCGUUAACAUGUGGAACGAGCCAAACGGCCAGGUAGCGCAGGCCGAGAAGUUCAUAGUGCAUAGGGGUUGGGACAAAGCCAAACAGAUGAACGACAUAUCGCUGAUCCGGCUGAAGACGCCGCUCCGCUAUUCGGUCAACAACUACGGCCAGUAUCUCGCGAACGCCAUAUGCCUGCCGGUGGACAGUAUGGAUCCGUACGGGUCGGCCGAGUUGGCCGGUUGGGGACAGUUGGGUGAGGACAAGACGAGCCCCGAGUGGCUCCAGAAGAUUGUGAUGCCUAUUUGGGACCGGCAUAAGUGUAGUGUGAAUUACCGCCAGUAUAUGCCCAUCGAGGAGAAGCAUGUCUGCUCCGGCGGCACUCAGGGAGGCCAAGAUUCUUGUAUGGGUGAUUCUGGUGGUCCGCUGGUGCAGACCAAAGGCGACCGUACGUACCAAAUAGGGGUCGUCUCGUUUGGCAUUCCCUGCGCUGUUAAAGGUUUGCCCGGAGUCUACACUAAUCUCAUAUACUUCAUGGACUGGAUUCAUGAUAAUAUACUUUAA
Messenger RNA from Medioppia subpectinata, 1209 nucleotides. NCBI's taxonomy places the organism in Eukaryota, Metazoa, Arthropoda, Arachnida, Sarcoptiformes, Oppiidae. The record is from the annotation of a GenBank genome assembly.